GGAGGGCGUAGAGUGGAAGAAACAGAAGGCUGUGGUGUUACGUCAUUUCGGUUGCCGUGGAGACGGACUGUAAACAAGUCUGCUGAAGCGACAAGUGGAUUAUCGUCAGAAUGAUGGCUGAUCAUCGAAUUGUCUCGCUCCCCCGUUUGCCUCCGGGAACUGGGUCUCCUCUUCAUCUUCGAAAUCCAAUGAAUUUUCAAGAAGUAAAGCCACCCAGUUCAGUGAUCAGCAUUCGUAAAAGUAAUCCACCUAUCAGGGAAUCCUAUAGUGGCCAUAUUUCAACAUGGCCUGCGUAUGGGGCAGAACAUACAGUCUUAGAGAAGCGUAAACCCUGCACAGCUCCUGAAGUAAAUUAUUACAGAACUGCCAAGCAACAUGCUAAUGUUGUUUCAAAGCCACGGUUCCUGGAACAGCUUGAGUCCUGUCUGAGGAAGGAGCUUCAGUCUCUGGACUUAACCAGAGAAAAUGCCCAAGAAUUAAGGCUGCAGGCAUAUAGAGAAGUCUUCAACUACUUUAUUGAGGCGUUUAACACCUACAAACCAAUACUAUCUGCAAUAAAGAAUGAAUAUGAGGUCACUGUAGCACACCAGAGACAGCAAAUACGCUCUUUGGAAUCCUUAAAAACAAUGCUGGUGUCAGUAUCUGAAGAAUGUGAUCAAAAGAUACAAGCCAUGCAUCAAGAAGAAAGACUGGAAAUAAAGAAUAUGAAAAUGGAAAAACAUAAUCUGUUGAAUGUUAUCGAGAAAAUGAAAGAGGAGAAUAACUCUUUGCAAAUGCAGGUGUCUAAGCUGCUUGAAGAAAUGGCCAAUACGUACUUACUAUUUAGAAAUGAGAGUGAUGCUCGGAAACUCCUUAUUGCUGAAAUUAAUGCAUUCAAAUACCAACAAGAAGCCAUGAAAACAGCUUACAAAACUGAUGAACAUGGAGAAGACCCUGUGACGUUAGCAAUUGCAUUAAGGGUGGCCCGAAAAGAUCUAACUCAAGUGCAGGUUGAACUAAAUACAAUGAAAGCUGAUUAUGGAGAUGUUGUUCCCAGGAGAAACUUUAAUAACCUGGAGAAAAAACUUGCAGAAUACUCACAAAAGAUUGAAGUGCUGCAGAAGGAUCUUUUGCAAUUGCAGACUGAACACAAAUCUCUUUUAGAGAUCCACAAUCAGGUUCUGCUAAAAGACUCUGUAAAAGAAGCGGAUCAACAGAGUAAGGACACUCCCCACCCAGCAUGGGAUAAUUGUGCAGAUGUUUUCCCUGAAGACAUUUGGUUGACAUUAUCUGCAGAAAAAAGCAAUGAUCAACUUGUGAGUAUUCUGCUGACUGAACUUGGCACAAGGACACUCAGUGAGAAAGACUUCUUCACUGGUAAGGGAAAAGAGGAAGAUGUCCCCAUUCAUCUGCGCUACGAUGGAUUAGUUAAGAAUUUAAGAUUAAGCAUCAGUGAUGUGUCCAAUUUACUACAAGAAGUUUGGAAAGAAAAAAUGACAUCAGAUGCACAGAAUGGCAAACAGUCAUCUAUGCCAGAAUUUUUCUUUAGUUAUCUGCAGAAUAAAUUUGGAGAUGCUGCUAUUGAGUGGUCAUAUGCUGUGCACGAGAGUUGCAGGGUGCAGCUGACCUCUGAAGAAAUGCAACUAUUCUACAACAUCCUUAUGGGUAAAGUUAAAGAAGAUGAGUCACACCUGCUAAUGGGAUAUAUUGAUGAUCAUAGUGCAAACGACAGUUCACUGAUAUCUGAACAGUUAAGAAGUAUUGAUGAAAAUGAGGAACUAAUGGAUUCUCAGCUCCAUCUUGAAAACGACGAAAAAUCUCUGGACUCUAAGGGUCAUUAAAGAAAUGGAUGAGAAAGAAACUUCAUUACAAUUGAUCGCACCUUUGAUGAGCAGAUAUUAAAGAGUGAUAUUGCCUAAGCAA
This is a messenger RNA of Pelobates fuscus (common spadefoot toad), 1902 nucleotides long. RefSeq names its product translin associated factor X interacting protein 1 (gene TSNAXIP1). The record is from RefSeq and is a predicted model, not a curated record. Lineage: Eukaryota; Metazoa; Chordata; Amphibia; Anura; Pelobatidae. Bases 111 to 1820 code for a protein of 569 amino acids. Gene Ontology annotation, cellular component: cytoplasm. The transcript has 15 exons.